Brachypodium distachyon (stiff brome) is the source of this 1256-nucleotide messenger RNA. RefSeq lists its product as uncharacterized. The record is from RefSeq and is a predicted model, not a curated record. Lineage: Eukaryota; Viridiplantae; Streptophyta; Magnoliopsida; Poales; Poaceae. Bases 112 to 978 code for a protein of 288 amino acids. The transcript is spliced from 9 exons.
CCACUUCUGGUGAGGUGCCCACACAGAUAACACAUCAUAGCUCCAGCCUAAAAUUCAUAAAACCUCUUCAACAGCAAUGAGAGCCAAGCCUCCAAGCUCAGCAAUUUCAGGAUGCUGAUGCCAAUUUUAGCUAAGAUUUCUCAGUCUACAUGUCCUGUUGCAAGUUGCUUUGGGCAGCAUCACCGCCACACUCGAUAUCAUGGCCGUUAUUGUACUUGGUGGGGGGCUAGAAGUAAGGUGAUUCUUUCCCCUUGCAGUGUAUUUGGACCCACGAAUGGCGCUCCAUCUGGUGAAAUUGUUAAAAAAAGAAAGAUUGUGGAGCACAUUAUUCUGCUUAGAGGCAAGCCAAAUAUCUCCGAUGCUGAAGAGAAGGACAUGCUUGAUUACUUGUAUACAUCUCAGUAUCAGAUGAGAGGGAUACUCGCAGUGUCAUUAGGCCGCAUAGAGCGCCCUAAUACCGAGAACUUCACACACGCUGUCUUCAUGCGUUUCCAGCAGAAGGAAGACAUUGCAAAGUUCCAAAGUAGCACAUACUAUUCCAAAGUUCUUGACGAGCACGUAAAACCCGUUUCCUAUGGCUUGGUUUCUGUAGAUUUUGAAUCUGAGGUGGAAGAUGACAUUACCCCUCUCUUUCGGAGGGGCGAGGAUUUUAACUAUGGUGUCGAGUUUAUACUGUUGUUAUCUUUCCUGGAGACUGCAUCUGGAGAGGCAGUGGAGGAUGCAUUAGCUCAUCUUCAGAAGCUGAUCAUCCAAUGCAGUUCCUUCAUUGUGCAGGCAACCUCAGGUUGCUGCCUGAAUCUUAUGGAAAGUCGGUACAGUAACGCAGCAGUCAUCCGUUUCCCAUCAUUCGACGACUUCAAAUUAUUCAGGGACAGCGUGGAGUACAAGGAUAUGUGGGCGUCGAAGCUUGAUCCGGUCGUCGAGAGGUCCCUGGAGCUGCAUUUCAUCGUUGAUCCCGUGGGCAGCCAACUGAUGUAGCACAUCCUGAGCCGUCCGUUGCUCUCUGCACUGCACUUGCAUAUUUCUGAGCCGUCGAAAGGGAAGAAGAGAGAUGCUGAAACUGGAAUGGAACAUAUUGCUAGCCACAUCGUUCCAAAUCCGUGAUCUUGUUUCGUGCAAAAUGCAUGCCGUGAUUUCUGUAUAAUGGGAAUAAAUUAGUGAGGGACAUAGCAGAUUAUUACUCCUGAGGGUAAGAUGAAAGUUGGUACAAGUAAAAAUAAGACGCACGCAAUUACAAAAUGCUGAAAUUAUCUGCA